Molecule: messenger RNA, 786 nt
Organism: Lagenorhynchus albirostris (white-beaked dolphin)
Lineage: Eukaryota; Metazoa; Chordata; Mammalia; Artiodactyla; Delphinidae
Gene: CALB1
Product: calbindin 1
Exons: 11
Coding region: 1-786 (261 amino acids)
Biological process (GO): regulation of presynaptic cytosolic calcium ion concentration; regulation of long-term synaptic potentiation
Cellular component (GO): nucleus; terminal bouton; synapse
Molecular function (GO): calcium ion binding
Source: RefSeq, a predicted model, not a curated record
AUGGCAGAAUCCCACCUGCAAUCAUCCGUGAUCACAGCCUCACAGUUUUUCGAGAUCUGGCUUCAUUUCGACGCUGACGGAAGUGGUUACCUGGAAGGAAAAGAGCUUCAGAACUUGAUUCAGGAGCUCCAGCAAGCGCGGAAGAAGGCUGGAUUGGAGUUAUCACCUGAGAUGAAAACUUUUGUGGAUCAGUAUGGGCAAAAAGAUGACGGAAAAAUAGGAAUUGUAGAGUUGGCUCAUGUAUUACCCACAGAAGAGAACUUCCUGCUGCUCUUCCGAUGCCAGCAGCUGAAGUCCUGUGAGGAAUUCAUGAAGACAUGGAGAAAAUAUGAUACUGAUCACAGUGGCUUCAUAGAAACUGAGGAGCUUAAGAACUUUCUAAAGGACCUGCUGGAAAAAGCAAACAAGACUGUUGAUGAUAAAAAACUAGCUGAGUAUACAGACCUAAUGCUGAAAUUGUUUGAUUCAAAUAAUGAUGGGAAGCUGGAAUUAACUGAGAUGGCCAGGUUACUGCCAGUGCAGGAGAAUUUUCUUCUUAAAUUUCAGGGAGUCAAAAUGUGUGGGAAAGAGUUCAAUAAAGCUUUUGAGUUAUAUGAUCAGGAUGGCAAUGGAUACAUAGAUGAAAAUGAACUGGAUGCUUUACUGAAGGACCUAUGUGAGAAAAAUAAACAGGAUCUGGAUAUUAAUAAUAUUCCAAUGUACAAGAAAAGCAUAAUGGCUUUAUCGGAUGGAGGGAAGCUGUACCGAACGGAUCUUGCUCUUAUUCUCUCUGCUGGGGACAACUAG